Messenger RNA from Plasmopara halstedii, 573 nucleotides. RefSeq lists its product as uncharacterized. Lineage: Eukaryota; Oomycota; Peronosporomycetes; Peronosporales; Peronosporaceae. The transcript has a single exon. Bases 1 to 573 code for a protein of 190 amino acids. The record is from RefSeq and is a predicted model, not a curated record.
AUGCAAGGUUUCGGUUACGGAUACGGUGGAGCUGGGAAUGGUGCUGGACUCUACGGAACCGGAUAUGGCUAUGGUGGACCUGGAGGGCUGUACAACAAUGGAAAUGGUUACGGAGGCCCCAAUGCUGGUAUCAUUGCUGAUGCUAAUGGGGUCGGAGGGACAACGAACCCUAGUGAUGGUGGAAGUGCUACAGCGACAUCGACUGGGACGACUUCUUCCACACCCACGUCGCAGGAUGGUAAUUCAGCGACAUCGACUGGGACUACUUCUUCCACGCCCGCGUCGCAGGAUGGUAAUUCAGCGACAUCGACUGGGACUACUUCUUCCACGCCCACAUCGCAGGAUGGUAAUACAGCGACAUCGACUGGGACUACUUCUUCCAUACCCACGUCGCAGGAUGGUAAUUCAGCGACAUCGACUGGGACAACUUCUUCCACGCCCACGUCGCAGGAUGGUGAUACAGCAAGUAGUAGUUCCAUGGCUCCAAGUACGGGUACGGACACCCCAUUCCAAGGUGUCAAUGACGGCACUGAGACGCAGAAGAAGGGAUAUCGAAUGCUUCGUUCGGACUAG